Messenger RNA from Aphanomyces invadans, 3063 nucleotides. RefSeq lists its product as hypothetical. Bases 62 to 2998 code for a protein of 978 amino acids. Gene Ontology annotation, molecular function: iron ion binding; monooxygenase activity; heme binding. The transcript is spliced from 4 exons. The record is from RefSeq and is a predicted model, not a curated record. Gene Ontology annotation, biological process: sterol metabolic process. Lineage: Eukaryota; Oomycota; Saprolegniomycetes; Saprolegniales; Verrucalvaceae.
CGGAUAUCGCCGCCGACAACCUUUCGAGAAAGAUAUCUUUUGCCUUGGCGCCGUUGCAACCAUGGGCAACGUGACCGGCCACGUCCAGCGCGAGCGCGAGUAUGUUAAGACAGUCAUUGGUUUCAUGAAGGACCCGCGCACGUUCAUGUCGGCCAGCCGCAACACGUACGGCGACGUGUUUCUGUUUCAGAGCUCGCUUGUCAACCAGAAGAUCGCGGGGUUGAGUGGCCCAGAAGCGUUGCAAGCGUUCGAGGCACGGUUGGCCGAUGGAUCGCUCGUGAAGACGGGCGCGUUGCCAAGUGGAGUGUCGGACCUGCUCGGGCCAAUUAUGUCGGUGUUGGACGGAGAAGACCAUCAUCGGAAGAAGGCAGGGAUCAUGACUGCGUUUACGCCGCAGCAACUCGCCAAGUAUUUGCUAGUCGUUCGCCGGAUCAUUCAAACUGAACACGCACGGUGGGCCGCUCGAGGCGGCGUCAUUUCUAUCACGGCGUCGUCUAAGGAGCUCGUCUUUAAACUCCUCUUGGCCGUGCUUUACGGCAUCGAAGGCGAUUUCGACGAGUACCGGCCACUAGUUGACGAGUUUGUGGCGUCAAUUCGCAAAUCCGCCGUCAAAGCCAGCCCAGAAGGCAAGGCAGCCCGCGACACGAUCAUGAACGACUUGGUCAUCCCAGCCAUUGAAGCCGCCAAAGUUCGAGUCGCUGGUGGUACUCCUUCACCGAGUGCAUUAGACCAUUUAGUCGGCCUCAACCAACUGGCUGACGACGAUCUCGGUGUCGAGAUGUUUCACGUCCUCUUCGCUGGCUUUGGUGGCCUAUCUUGUCUUGCCACCAACCUCGUGACGCCGCUGGUAACCAUGCCCGACGUUCGAGAAAAAAUCUUGGACGCGCGCGACCAGUUUCUCUCUAAAUACACGGGCGAUACCAAGUGGGACCACCUCGAAGACUUGGGUUACAUCAACCAGUACAUCUUGGAAGUAAAGCGAUUCUUUGUGGCAGGGCCGACCCAGAGCUUCGCCAAGGCGGCAGUCGCUUUUGACGUUGUCACGAGCAAGGGCACGUUCCACAUCCCCAAGGGCUGCUUGGUCGCGGCGGGGCUCGAGACUACGGCAUUUGACGCAGAAGUGUGGCCAAAUCCAGAUAACUUUGACCCCUCUCGUUUCGACAACAACGACGACUUGUCCGCGCUGCAAUUCAAGUUGUGUCCCCAUGGCAUCGGGAGCACGUCGAACCGUCGAUGCGCAGGGGAGACUCUCACAACGUUGGUGUGCCAGGCUCUAGUCGUGUCUUUGUUUGACUUUACGUGGAACAUGGUGCCUGGCCAAGACUACGAGCUCGACGAAAACACGUCAAUACCAACGCCUCGAGGCGGGCUGAAAGCAGUGGGGUUUCGCCGGCGUGACGCCGUGACCUCGUAUGGCGUGGCUGGUACGGACGACGACUGGACGUUCCUCAAGCUGCCGGAGGCCAAAGCCAUCGUGUCCGUCCAUGGCGGCUGGGGCGAUUCGGACGGGUUGUUUGCCGAUCCGCGGCUUGACUUGUGGACCGAGCUCAUGAUCAAACUGAUCGGAAAGAAGCAAGCCAAGUGGAAUCGACCGUACGCCGACACAGCGCUCAUGCUGCCCAAGAACAAACAGCCGCUGGUCAAACUUACGCUGGCCCAAACGUCGAUUCAAGUCCCAACCGAAGACGAAGACUGGCCGACUCAAUCGUGGGUCGAAGUCAAACAGGCCAACUUUCUUCGGGACCACGCUCCGUUUAAAGACGACUUUGUCCACAAAUUUUUGCCGGGCGAAGACGGCGAGCGCUACGUGAUGAGCAAGGUUGGCCACAUGUGGCCACGAGUCAACGUGCACUGGAACGAUCGGUACUCGGACCGCGCGCUCGAAUUGCUCGUGUUCAACGGGCUGGGAUCCCACCUUGUCCAGAAACUCCCGACGGAAGACCCAACCGAUGGAUCGUACUAUGGGGUGCUGCUCAACUUUAUGCAAGUGCUGGAUGUCCGGCCCGGGUUCGCCAAGUAUGGCGCCGACGCGUUCUUCGACAAGCAAGGCAAGCUGAUCAAGAUUAUACGUGGCGACAAAACGUACACCAAGACGGACGUCGAGUGGGAAUACGUGAAGAUGUGUUUUCGAGGAAGUUUGCAAACCAAAGUGACAGCGGUCGACCACUUGCUCGGGAUCCACGUGACGGUGGCCAACUACCUGGUCACGGCGUCGCGGGAACAGCUUGCUGUCAACCAUCCGUUGCGGCGUUUAUUCAAGCCAUUCACGUUUCGUACAGUCUCGAUCAACUUUAGCGCAGGUCGCGCACUCUUUUGGCCCAAUGGGAUGCUCCAGCGCGCAUACGCCCUGACGAACUCCGGCAUGAAACAGACCUGGGAAUACGGCCUCAGCCACUUUGUGUACGCGCCGUUCCCUGACCGCGUCAAGGCCCAGCAAAUCGACACGUUCACGCUGCCGUUCCACCAGGACGGACUCGACUACUGGGCGAUCGUGUUUUCGUUUGUUAGCAAGUACAUCGACUUGUACUUUGCCGACGACGCCGCGAUCGCGGGCGACACGGACGUGGUCAACUUUUGGACGUACGUGACGUCCGUCUCGCCCGUGCCGCUUCCACCCGUAUCCAAGGCCAGCCUCAAAGAUUUUAUCGCACAGGGCAUCUUCCUCGUGUCGAGUAUGCACAACCAUCUUGGCACGAUCGCAGAGUACGUGAGCGACCCGGCUUUCUGUCCGUCAGCGUGGGUCGAAGGCGACCACGCCGCACCCCCAGGCAACGCGGUUCGCCUCGCGCUCAUCAUGACAGCAACGGGGUUUACCCAGCCUGCCAUAACGGAGGACUUUUCCCACGUCAUGCUCGACAACGCUGCGAAAGACCUCGUCCGUACGUUCACAGCGGAUCUGUUCAAGCUCAUCGAUGUCAUCGAUGCGCGGAACACGACCCGCGUCCAGCCAUUUCAGUCGUUCAACCCGAAAACUAUGGAAAUGGCCGUCAGCAUUUAGGAAAGAUAGAACUUUUAAUGCAUGUCAGUGCUUGAUUAAUGAGCGAGCUCAGCGACUCUACCAAG